Messenger RNA from Astyanax mexicanus (Mexican tetra), 2015 nucleotides. RefSeq names its product FKBP prolyl isomerase 1Ab (gene fkbp1ab). The record is from RefSeq and is a predicted model, not a curated record. NCBI's taxonomy places the organism in Eukaryota, Metazoa, Chordata, Actinopteri, Characiformes, Acestrorhamphidae. The coding region runs from base 121 to 447 and encodes 108 amino acids. The transcript is spliced from 5 exons. Gene Ontology annotation, molecular function: peptidyl-prolyl cis-trans isomerase activity.
GGUUCAUUCAGGAGUUGGACAUCCCUACGGCGGAGAGAGCAGAUAGAGAGAGAGAGAGGGAGACGCUGAGGAAGAAACAGAUCGCUGUGAGAGUCUGGAAGGAGCAGACAGACGCCUAAAAUGGGAGUCGAGAUUGAGACCAUAACCCCUGGCGACGGAAGGACUUUUCCCAAAAAAGGACAGACCUGUGUGGUGCAUUAUGUUGGCUCUCUGACAGACGGACGGAAGUUCGACUCUUCCCGUGACCGUGACAAGCCAUUCAAGUUCAAGAUUGGUAAACAGGAAGUGAUUCGGGGCUGGGAGGAAGGUGUUGUGCAGAUGAGCGUAGGCCAGCGAGCGAAACUGACCUGCUCUCCAGACUUUGCCUAUGGUAAUAAAGGUCACCCUGGAAUCAUCCCGCCAAACGCCACCCUCAUCUUUGACGUGGAGCUUCUCAGUCUGGAGUGACAACACUUUACUGCCUGUUCUUAUUCAUGCUUUAUUAUUUGUUUGUCAAUUUACUGUCUUGGACAUGAAGAGAAGCUUGGACCUGCGUUUGAUUUCAGAAGAGUUUUCUUGAGCCUAAUUUCCCAUCCUUUUAAUCACUACUUUAUUCACUCCUCACACAUGUGAUAUUGCUAAUGACUUCAAUUGUAAACUCCUCAUCCUGAUUUACAAUCCAUGGUGGUGGUUCUGAGUUCCAGUCUUGAGGGACACUCUGUUAACUGGGAUUAUGUUUAUUUCUCUGUUUCAAGUCUUCAGUUAAUCAAGGCUCUCCCUCUGGGUUGCUAACCACCCAUCUGUUUAAACAUAUUCAAAAAGGUUGCCUGCACAAAUACAUCCUGAAUACUAAAUUAUGUGUUAUUUUCCUAGGGGUUGUGCAUGACAACAAAUCCUUUUAGUAUUAUUGUCACACACUUAUUUGCAUGUUAUAUUUGAAUAAUAACAUCCCCUCAUUAGUACUUAGUAUGAUGCGCUUUGAGGCCUAGUGUUUGUGUGACUGAGCAAAUAGAAAACACAUGCCUCUUGCUGAACACUAAAGAAUAGAGAACUACUAGAGUAGAUAUGAACAAGCACCUACUGCCUAUUUAGAUUAAGCACUUAGGCUUGGCUAGUGGACUUAGUGGACUACUCUAGUUGAUUGUCCUGAUAAUAUUUAAUCGGCUAUACAUUUGACACCCUGUCAGAGAUUUGUGUGAUAAAAAAGGCUCAUCAUUCUCUGUAAUAUCAUGUUUGCUAUAAUAUAGUGUUGUAACACAAGAAAGCAUGUUUUGUUUUAAGUACGUUGCUCUUAAAAAGUAAGUUAAGCGAAUGUGUUUGAUUGGCACUGAACAAUCUGGAACAGUUAUAUUCUGUUUCUAAUGAUUUUAUUGUUUAUGUAUUACAUUUUAUUUCUGACUAUUUUGUAAUGAGAUACAUUGGCAUGACUGCAACGUGCAUGUCAUACAUAGACACGCUUGUAUUAGUAAGGCACUUUUACAUAUCUUCACCUAUGAUUUCCUGUCAUUAUAGCAGCUACAUGUUUCAGCAAACUAUCAAUUUGCCAAAUGUUGAGCACUGUGUGCACACAUGAAAUCGAAGUGAUGCUUUUAUUAGAGUUGUAAAACUGGUUAUAGUAGGCUAAAAUUAAAUUGCUACCUACUUUUGAAACAUUUUGCAUUGAUAUAUAUUUUUUAAAUGCCAAGUUUUUAGAGCUACAGUAUUACAGUUGUCUGUUAUUAUUGAGAACCACACUGCCUAGAUGCGCACUGUGUUUAAUUGGUUGAAGUAAUAGAGGCAGUACUGUUUUGUAUUGGUAAAUAAAGUAAAAAAAAGAAAGUUUUGAUGUAAAAGCAAAUCUUUGAAAACAAUGAUUUGAGUUGAUGCUUCUUUCUCCCUCACUAUCGUUGAAUUUUAAGCAUCAGUGUGUGUGGCUUUAAUAGACCUGAAAUGCAAUGUAUGUUUGUGUGUUGAGUGACAUGAACUGGCCGUAACCAAUGAACAAAUGAAAAUGCGCUAUUGCAAUAAAUGCAUUUUUUUCUGCUUUGAGCAAUGGA